Molecule: messenger RNA, 2421 nt
Organism: Tigriopus californicus
Lineage: Eukaryota; Metazoa; Arthropoda; Copepoda; Harpacticoida; Harpacticidae
Product: angiotensin-converting enzyme-like
Exons: 11
Coding region: 386-2404 (672 amino acids)
Biological process (GO): proteolysis
Cellular component (GO): plasma membrane
Molecular function (GO): peptidyl-dipeptidase activity; metallopeptidase activity
Source: RefSeq, a predicted model, not a curated record
CGCUUAAGUACAGAGAGAGAGAGAGUCGAUCUAAAAACAAAAGUGAGCCACACCAUUGUUUGUGACUCGAGAGUUCCUAGUACCGUUUAUUGGUUGUCAGGAGAUGAUACCCAAUAUAACUUUUAGACGUGAUGCAUCAAAGCCCAAGCUCGUGUAAAGUAGCCAUGACGCACUUAGAGUGUGUCGCUAGCAUUGAACACUUGUGAGAAAAUAUAGUGACGUCUUAGGGCCAAAACCAGCUGGCCUUUUCCCAACAGCUUGAUUCUAAAAUCGACUUUAAAGAAGAGGUCACAUUUCAACUAAUGUGGGUCACUUUGUCCUGUCAUCUCGGAAAACUGAAGACUGAAUCCCGAUUCUGUUUGAGUCGAUCCUUUUCAAAGAGGCAAUGAGGUUCUUCACGUUGCUUCUUGCGUGUGGCCUUCUUUUUGGCCUUGGCCAAGCAUUGAGUGUGCCAAAAGAUGCCGCCGGUCAGUCCAAGCAAAACAUCGAUUGUUCCACUCCAAUGGAGUGUGAAGCGUUGGCCGCCGAUUGGCUCAACAAUGUUUAUGAAGUGGAGAUGAGAGCAAAGUUUGAGACCUACACACAAAAGGAUUGGGAGUACAACACCAACAUCAAUGAUGACACUUCGCAAGGAUCGCUGGAUGCGAGUGAGGAAGUGUCCAAAUACGAGAAGGAGUCUUGGAACCAAUAUGUAACCCAAUUCAACACUUCGACCUUCAGUGAUCCUGUAUUGAAGCGUCGCCUGGACAUGAUGGCCGUCUUGGGAACCCCUGCUUUACCCGAGGAUCGACUGCAGAUGUUCAACAAGAUCGUUUCUGACAUGCAAGGUGCCUAUGGGUCUGGCAAGAUUUGCCCCUAUGGAAAUCAGAGUUGCGAUUUGGCCACUGAAGGUCUGACUUUGGAACCUUCCUUGGAAGCUAUCCUGACCGACGUCGAGAACCAUUCGUGGGACGAGUUGGUGUAUGUGUGGAAGAGCUGGAGGGAUGUAUCGGGCAAAAAGUACAGGGAUCAAUACAAAGAGUACAUUGGCUUGAACAACGAGGCAGCUGAAGCCAACGAUCUGCCAGAUGCGAGUGUUCUUUGGCUUCAGGCCUACACGAAUGAUCUGGGGCCUGAUGCGGAUUUCAAGGCCGACAUCGAAGCCAUUUGGCAGCAAAUGAAGCCUCUUUAUGAGAAAGUUCACGCCUACAUCCGAUACAAAUACAUGGAAUUUUGGGGCAAUGAUUACAACAUGGCUGCGGAUGAGCCCAUUCCCGCUCACAUAUCUGGGAACAUGUGGACCCAACACUGGCAAAACACCUACAAAGUAGCCGCUCCUUUUCCGGAUGUUCCCAAUCCUUUGGACGAAGUGGAUCAAGCUCUCCAAGAUCAAAAUUACUCCGUGAGAGAUAUCUUCGAGUUGUCCAACUCGUUCUACAUCAGUUUGGGCCUGGAGGAUAUGACCAUGUGCUUUGACACUCCGUGUGUAACGGAGAACACGGCCGAGAAUGCCGAAUGUGUGGCGAACAAUCCCAUGAUUGAGAAACCAGAUUGGGACGUGGUGUGCCAUGCCUCCGCUUGGGACAUGUAUCAUACGGGAAGAGACGAUUACCGAAUCAAGAUGUGCACAGAGGUCAACUUUGAUGACUUGGUUACGGUUCACCACGAAAUGGGCCACAUUGAGUACUUCAUUCAGUACAAAGACCUUCCGCUCCAAUUUAGAGACGGCGCCAAUCCAGGAUUCCACGAAGCUAUUGGUGACACCAUGGCCCUGUCUGUGCAAACCCCUAUUCAUUUGAAAUCCAUCGGUCUGCUGGACGAGAUUCCCAAUUCCUUUGAGGCUGACAUCAACUACUUGCUCAAAUCCGCUAUGGAACGCCUCAUGUUCCUGCCCUUUGCCUACACAAUUGAUCAAUACCGAUGGGCCCUCUUCGACGGUUCCAUCCAACCCGAGGAAAUGAACUACAAAUGGUGGGAACUUCGAGAGAAGUAUCAGGGUAUCAAUCCUCCUGUGAUGAGAUCCGAAGAGGACUUUGAUGCUGGAGCCAAGUACCAUGUGGCAGCGGAUGUACCAUACACUCGAUAUUUUGUGGCCCACAUCCUGGAAUACUCUUUUUAUAAGGAGAUGUGCUUGCAGUCCGGCAAUUAUGUGGCUGGUGAUCCCACAAAGCCCCUUUUCAAAUGUGACUUCUCUGCUGGAUCCCAGUCCCAAUUAGCUGGUGCUAAAUUGAAAUCCAUGUUACAAGCUGGUAGCUCGCAACCUUGGCCAGCUACUUUGAAGGCCAUGACUGGAUCGGAUAAGCUUGACGCAUCUGCCAUUUUGGAGUACUUCAAACCUUUGAGUGAUUGGUUGGAUGAUGAGAUUACCGACAAGAACAUUCCCGUUGGCUGGAAAUCAACUUUCCAGAGGUUCAUGGCAAAAUAAAACUUAUUGCAUUGUGA